AUAAAUAAAGCAACAGUAGCUAAAAUCUCAUUCUACAUUCUACUGUUGAAGCAAUGGCAUAUUUAAUCCAAAUCCUGUAUUUUCUACAACUGGCCCCUCUUGCUCUCUGUGUGUCUCCAGACCCUGUCAAUGUGACCAUUGACUCUCAAAACCUUCAGCAUUUCCUGAGAUGGCAACCUGGAGCAGGUACUUUGGUGGGGACACAAUACAGAGUACAGUAUAAAUGUUCUGAAUGUGAAACUUGGCUCCCAGUGACAACAUGCAUGAAUGUAUCCAGCUCUGUAGAGUGUGAGGUGACAGAAGAGUUUAAGGUUUGGCUUAAUCACUAUAGGGCAUGGGUUCAAGCUUUUAAUGGAGCAAGUCAGUCUAACUGGAUUUCCUCAGCUGACUUCAUGCCUCUUUCAGACACAAUCCUGGGCCCACCGGACGUGUCUGUCACUGGAUGUGGAGAUUGUCUUUUACUGAAGCUCAAACCUCCAAGAGGAAAAGGCCCAGAAUCUCUGCUAGAUAUUUACCAUGAGUUUGACUAUACCAUUACUGUGAAAAACAAUGACAAGAAAGAGAUUCACACCAGUGAGGCAGAGUUUGUUCUUGAGAACUUGAAGCGUGGCACAGAGUACUGUGUAACAGUGAGGAUGUACCGUGCUGGAAUGAAUAUGAAUUCAGAGCCCUCUGAGCCACAAUGUGCAUUCACUAGUCCUGAGCCUGUCAGCAAAGUUGCUUUUCAGGUGGUUCCUUUGUACAUCGUUUUGCUGCUGUGUGGGGUGCUUGUGGCUGCCUUGUUCUAUAGUGGUUUCCUAUGUUCACUGAAGAUACCCUUCCCUAAAGUACUGGCUUCUUUUACUUCUGCUAGCAGAGCCUGCAACCUACAGAAGUGUUUAGUUCUAGAGAGAUGCCCUGCGAACCAUGUCACUAUUCUCUCUAAACGAGGUGGCAGGGGGAAAAGCAGAGGUAAAAUGUGCAAAGACUCCAGUGAGAGCGAGGAGACUGACAGUGGGGAGGAAGAUUGGUACGAAAAGUGGAUUCCAGGCCAAAGAAGUUGCAACAGUGAACAUAUUGAUAAUCAAGGGAUUCUUGUGGAGACUGGUCAAGCCCUUGAUCCAGGUGAUCCAGCACAGGCGUUGCAUCUGGUUGUGUGUGAGGAGACAGUAGGGCCUCCAGUGGAGCAGCCAGACCCAGAGCAACUUAAACCCUUACUUGAGAGGAGAGACUCAGAGGAGGAAAGCUGCCAAAAUGUCAAUUUGUUUUCAGUGAUGUUGGGGGCUACUGAUGAAGAAAUCUUAGAGAGCCCUUCAGUUGAGGUGGAGGUAGAGGAGCAACCAGAGGAUAGCAUAUGCCUGCUAGAAAAACUGCAACAGUCUCCAUUAUUAGCGACUCUGGAAUCUGUAGCCUGUAGGACAGACCAUCUUAAUAGAGAAAUAAACGAUGAAGUGGAGCAGAGAUUGUGUUCAGAGGAGGAGGAGGAGUCUUCGAUGUACAUGAAGCAUUAACCCUUAACAAGAAACAAUUCGGACCACCUACUACAGUAUAUUUCAAGUCUGAGCAUUUGACGUGUUUUGAUGAAUGAUAUAGGUUUCGAGGGUGGUAACAGUUUGUAAACGGAUGAUAACACAAUACAGAUCUUCAGUCUAAAUGUAUUUAUUUUAAACUUACUACCUUUUAAGGAUAUGCUGGGAAGGUCAAAAGAAGCUCUGUGACUGAAGAUCAAAUACUAGUACCAAGGUUAACGAUUGAGCAGCUUCAAAAUUAUUAUUAUUAUUUUUUUAUUUUAUUUUUUUUACUGACCUCUUGCAAUUGUAUGACGAUUGCAAUCGUUCUGAACUGUUCUUAUUGCAAUUACUCAGAUACUGAGUUUAUUUGUUUUGUUUGUUUGUUGUUAAGGGGCUUUUACCUGAAUUCAGGAGCUCCUCUUUUUAAGAGACCAACAUAACAAGAGCUGGCCUCCACCUUCUGAGCAGACAGACAAGUCCCAACAUCCUGUCAGCCUAGCUAGUCACUGGAGAUCGCUGGAGUUAUGACUACUUCUGUGUGGCUCAGCAGAUUUGGGAAUACUGUAUCUCUUUGUUCUGUAUGGCUCCAGUAUUGAAUGUGUGUACCUAUAGUUUAAACUAUCACCUGUCAGUUUAUAUGUUGGUGUACCAGCUGAGAUUUUUUCCAGCAAUUGCCAUUAUGAGCUACGAUUAACGCUGGUCAAGACUGAUGCCACCAAUCUGCUUGAACUGGGGACAUCUUCUGUGGAUCACUUAACGAGAUAUACUGCAAAUAGAUAUAAAUAUACUGUACAAUGUGUUUAUGAUGUUGGUCAGGAACAUUGCUAAGGUUUAACUGUACUGUAAUUCUUUAUAUGUAUUUUUGUGUACAACUGUAAGUUGCCCUGGGUAAGGACAUCUGCUAAUAAAUAAAUACAUAAAUAAAUAAUAA
Polyodon spathula (Mississippi paddlefish) is the source of this 2421-nucleotide messenger RNA. Its product is annotated as interferon alpha/beta receptor 2-like. The coding region runs from base 54 to 1490 and encodes 478 amino acids. NCBI's taxonomy places the organism in Eukaryota, Metazoa, Chordata, Actinopteri, Acipenseriformes, Polyodontidae. Gene Ontology annotation, molecular function: protein binding. The record is from RefSeq and is a predicted model, not a curated record. The transcript has 7 exons.